CCAAGCCUCACCGUUUGAGUUGAACCUUCCCUCCUUCUAUUCUAACCUCCUUGCUAUUUGUCCCUGUUCAGAACGGCGGAGGAGAAGAAGAAGUAAAAAGGCGCUACUUUUAGUUGCUUUUAACGAAUGCACUGCUAAAGACGGAAUUCUCACUAAAUUGUUUGAAGUUUCGUUGCGUGAUAGCAGUGUUUUUAUUUAAUUCAGGUAAAAUUUCGCUACUGUUAAAAGAUGGAUAGAAAGGAGAAUUUGUGUAUAAAUGUUAUUACAACAAAUCAAGUUGAGAAUUUGAGUCGAAUGGAUUUACUUCAUUGGGUAAAUUCACUCUUGGGAAAGAAUGUGAAGCGUGUUGAAGAUCUUUGUUCAGGUUUGGAAUAUUGCGAGUUUCUAAACAUCCUGUUUCCGGGCUGUAUUGCUGUGAAGAAGAUAAAACAGCAUGCAAAUCAAGAGCAUGAAUAUAUUCAUAAUCUGAAACUUCUUCAAAGGGCAUUUAAUGAAAUUGGAUGUGACAAGGCCGUGCCUAUUGAAAAACUUGCAAAGAAGCGGUUCCAAGACAACUUUGAAUUCUUACAGUGGUUCAAAAAAUUCUUUGAUGCAAAUUUUAUUUCUUGUGUAGAAAGGAAAUCUCAUGUUACUGAGAGAGAUUUGCCGAUAAAACCUACCCCACAAAAGCGGGGACCAACAACAAAAACAAAAGCCGUGCCUGGGUCUUCAAGCAAUGUUGAAGAACUUACAACUCAGGUAGCACAAAUGAAGCUGUCACUUGAAACAGUCGAAGAAGAGCGGGAUUUCUAUUUCCAGAAACUGAAAAACAUUGAACAAAUGUGCCUUCAUUUUAUGAGUGAAACACCUGAACAAAAGCAACAAGGAAUUGAUGAGGUUAUUAGAAAUAUUAUGGAUGAGCUGUAUAAGACUGAAGCAGGCGCUGGUGCUUCUGUAGAUUCCACUGAAUCUGAAUAAUAAACCAUGUUUCACAACUCAUAAUAAACAGCUGCUAAAUAAUAUUUUACCUCACUAAAGGUCAUUUGUAACUGUAUUUUUCUUUAAUAAAUUAAUUUUAGGUCAUGAA
Molecule: messenger RNA, 1066 nt
Organism: Stegodyphus dumicola
Lineage: Eukaryota; Metazoa; Arthropoda; Arachnida; Araneae; Eresidae
Product: microtubule-associated protein RP/EB family member 1-like
Molecular function (GO): microtubule binding
Source: RefSeq, a predicted model, not a curated record